This is a messenger RNA of Terrapene triunguis (Three-toed box turtle), 820 nucleotides long. RefSeq names its product gap junction delta-2 protein-like. The record is from RefSeq and is a predicted model, not a curated record. The transcript has a single exon. Gene Ontology annotation, biological process: cell communication. The annotation marks the transcript as partial. Gene Ontology annotation, cellular component: connexin complex. NCBI's taxonomy places the organism in Eukaryota, Metazoa, Chordata, Testudines, Emydidae.
GAUUCUGCUGACGGUGGUCGUCAUCUUCCGGAUCCUGAUCGUGGCCAUCGUGGGCGAGACGGUGUACGAGGACGAGCAGACCAUGUUCAUGUGCAACACCCUGCAGCCGGGCUGCAACCAGGCCUGCUACGACAAGGCCUUCCCCAUCUCCCACAUCCGCUACUGGGUCUUCCAGAUCAUCCUGGUCUGCACGCCCAGCCUCUGCUUCAUCACCUACUCCGUCCACCAGUCGGCCAAGCAGCGGGACCGGCGCUACUCCUUCCUCUACCCGCUGCUGGAGAAGGACGCCCGGAAGGCGCGGAGCGUCAACGGGAUCCUGGUGCACAACCCCGAGGGCUCGGCCAAGGAGGAACCCGACUGCCUGGAGGUCAAGGAGCUGCCCAGCACCCCCCGGCGCCCGCCCAAGAGCGCCAAGGUGAAGCGGCAGGAGGGCAUCUCCCGCUUCUACAUCAUCCAGGUGGUCUUCCGCAACGCGCUGGAGAUCGGCUUCCUGGCGGGACAGUACUUCCUGUACGGCUUCAACGUGCCGGCCAUCUUCGAGUGCGACCGCUACCCCUGCGUCAAGGAGGUGGAGUGCUACGUCUCCCGGCCCACCGAGAAGACCGUCUUCCUGGUCUUCAUGUUCGCCGUCAGCGGGAUCUGCGUCCUGCUCAACCUGGCCGAGCUCAACCACCUGGGCUGGCGCAAGAUCAAGACGGCCAUCCGGGGCGUGCAGGCGCGGCGCAAAUCCGUCUGCGAGGUGCGCAAGAAGGACCUCUCGGCCCUGGCCCAGGUGCCGCCGCUGGGCCGGACCCAGUCCAGCGAGUCCGCCUACGUCUGA